Molecule: messenger RNA, 1242 nt
Organism: Sipha flava (yellow sugarcane aphid)
Lineage: Eukaryota; Metazoa; Arthropoda; Insecta; Hemiptera; Aphididae
Exons: 1
Coding region: 187-1131 (314 amino acids)
Source: RefSeq, a predicted model, not a curated record
GCAGUUGCCGUGCACGAAAAGUGCAAACAACAACAUAAGCGCGUCUGUGUUUGCCGUUCGCGGGUGGGCGGAGAGUAGUGCGAAACAGCCGAACCGGUGCCGGACGACCGCAAAGUGCGUUGACGACAGGCGUCGAGAGCAGUCGAAAACCACCGCCACCGUUACACAAAGUGAGAGAGAGAACCGAUGUCGAACGCCGGGAACGUGCUACUGGUGUUGGCCGCGGCCACUGCGGCCAUGGUGGCCGCGAAACCGUUGGUGUACCGCAGCAACCUCAGCGAGCUGGAGUUCAUACAGCUGGUGCUGAUGAACGAACGGUACUGGACGCCGGUGCUGGCGGAACGGGUGAAGAAUCUGGACCAGCCGCCGUACCAGAACGCGCGGUUCCGGAACCAGCUGAUAUCGGAGGAGUACCUUGUGGAGGACAUGGGGUACGACGUGCGGUCCGUGGUGAUGCGGGUGCUGGAGGAGUUCACGGGGAUCCGGUCGUUCGUCGAUUACGCGGCCAGCGUGCUGCACACGGCGCUCAUGUGCCACUCGGCGCGGCACCUAGCGUUCCAGACGUACUACGUGGCACUGCUGAUGAUCAAGAACGCGGGUGCCGGUCUCGUGGCGCAGGAGGCCGGUCGGCUGCGUGAGACGGUCACCAUGAUGCUGGACAAGCUGGCCGUGUACUCGGCCGACAUUCCCGAGGUGUUCAACACGUACUGGGAGGCGGUGCGGGUGAUCCAGUCGAACGCGCCGCGGCACGUGCGCGAAAGCCGGUACCCGCGCGGCGUCGAGGACCGCGUGUGGAGGGUGUUCGACGUGCUCCACAGCUUCCUGGAGGAGAACUGCGAGCCGUUCUCGUGGGACAGGCGGUUCUUCGACGCGUGCCACAUACCGGUGACGGACGACAAGGUGUUCGACAAGGUGCUGAUCGCGGACGUGAGCGUGGCCGCCCUCAGGGAGAUGGGGAGCGCGCACGUGACCCACGUGACCACGUACUUCCAGCGACUGGGCCUGGAGACGUUGCCCGUGACCCUGUGGCAACAGGUGUUCUACUACGCCGAUAAGCGGACGGCCACCGUCCACCAGCCGAACGAGACCAACGUACGCAUCACCGCCGCCGUCAACCAACCGUCGCCCUGACCGCGCCGACGUGUCUGCUAUUUUGUUACCGUUACACGGGUGCUUUCUUUCAAAACACCUUCUUGUUUUACAUUGUACAAUGCGUUUGAAUAAAUACUGUUGUCACUAUUA